AUGCUGGAAUCGUUGCGGCAGAGUACAAAGAAGCAAGUUUCGGAAUUGGAUCUUGAGAAGGUUUUAAAAGAGCAAGAUGUUAAACUAGACGAGAUGCAUCAAUAUUCUCGGCGAGAUUGUAUAGAAAUUACAGGCAUUCCAGUAACCUCUAAUGACAACCCGAAGCAGUUAACCGUAGAGUUGGGAGAAUUGAUGGGUAUAGCAAACAUUUCUGAACAUCAUAUAUCAAUAGCUCAUAGACUACCAUCUACGAGAAAUGUUGAUAGCUAA
Molecule: messenger RNA, 270 nt
Organism: Paramuricea clavata
Lineage: Eukaryota; Metazoa; Cnidaria; Anthozoa; Malacalcyonacea; Plexauridae
Source: the annotation of a GenBank genome assembly